Molecule: messenger RNA, 1359 nt
Organism: Elephantulus edwardii (Cape elephant shrew)
Lineage: Eukaryota; Metazoa; Chordata; Mammalia; Macroscelidea; Macroscelididae
Gene: GOLPH3
Product: golgi phosphoprotein 3 (coat-protein)
Exons: 4
Coding region: 1-897 (298 amino acids)
Biological process (GO): Golgi to plasma membrane protein transport; Golgi vesicle budding; Golgi organization
Cellular component (GO): cytosol; trans-Golgi network; Golgi cisterna
Molecular function (GO): phosphatidylinositol-4-phosphate binding
Source: RefSeq, a predicted model, not a curated record
AUGACCUCGCUGACCCAGCGCAGCUCGGGCCUGGUGCAGCGGCGCACCGAGGCCUCCCGCAACGCGGCCGACAAGGAGCGGGCGGCGGGCGGCGGCGGCGGCAACGGCGAGGACGACGCGCAGAGCCGCCGCGACGAGCAGGACGACGACGACAAGGGCGACUCCAAGGAAACGCGGCUGACCCUGAUGGAGGAGGUGCUCCUGCUGGGCCUCAAGGACCGAGAGGGUUACACAUCAUUUUGGAAUGACUGUAUAUCAUCUGGAUUACGUGGCUGUAUGUUAAUUGAAUUAGCCUUGAGAGGAAGGUUACAACUAGAGGCUUGUGGAAUGAGACGGAAAAGUCUAUUAACAAGAAAGGUCAUCUGUAAGUCAGAUGCUCCAACAGGGGAUGUUCUUCUUGAUGAAGCUCUAAAGCAUGUUAAGGAGACUCAGCCUCCAGAAACAGUCCAAAACUGGAUUGAAUUACUUAGCGGUGAAACAUGGAAUCCAUUAAAAUUGCAUUAUCAGUUAAGAAACGUACGGGAACGAUUAGCUAAAAACCUGGUGGAAAAGGGUGUAUUGACAACAGAGAAACAGAACUUCCUACUUUUUGACAUGACGACACAUCCCCUCACCAACAACAACAUCAAGCAGCGCCUCAUCAAGAAGGUCCAAGAAGCCGUUCUUGACAAAUGGGUCAAUGACCCGCACCGCAUGGACAAGCGCCUGCUGUCCCUUAUUUACCUAGCCCAUGCCUCGGAUGUCCUGGAGAACGCUUUUGCUCCUCUUCUGGACGAGCAGUAUGAUUUAGCCACCAAGAGAGUGCGGCAGCUCCUCGAUUUAGACCCGGAGGUGGAAUGUCUGAAGACUAGCACCAACGAGGUCCUGUGGGCGGUGGUGGCUGCGUUCACCAAGUAACUGCUUGGGAAGAAAGCCUUCUCUUCUUUCUCUUGUCAAUCAGUUGUUUUUCUUCUACUGAUUCCUGGUUUUCUGCAGUUUCUACUCUCCCACACUGUAAUUGGCUUUUGUUCUAUGAAGAUGGUGGAUGAUACUUUCUUUUUCUAUGUAUGCAGGAUUCUGCUGGUACGAGAGGCCUUCCUGUUUCAGUUUUCAAAUUGCCUGCCAUAUUGGCAUUCCAUACCCUCUUGCCAUCUCACUGUUGCUGCUUUGGCUUGUUGUCAUGCUUUGACUUCCUCCGUCUCCUCACAUGCACAUCUUCUGGGUUACCUCAACUCGAGGUUCCCCACUUCUGUGUGCACAUUGAGCAUUCUGCACACAGUUCAGACAGAAGUCACAAAAAGGCCUUCAACUCACCAAAGGGAACCAUCUGUAUCUAUUAGGACAUUUUAUACAUAGACCUCAGUUGAUAUUAUACUUAGC